Messenger RNA from Physella acuta, 5293 nucleotides. Its product is annotated as protein FAM110C-like. The record is from RefSeq and is a predicted model, not a curated record. Lineage: Eukaryota; Metazoa; Mollusca; Gastropoda; Physidae.
UUAAAACCGAAUAGCAUUUUAAACUGAAACAAAAUUGAACAUUAAAUAGAUCUGGGACAUCUAAAUAUGCUACAAAAGUUAUCUGGCAGUCUUACAACACUUUUAUCUGGCUAUCUGGCUACAAGAUUGCUGACCAAAAGUAAGGACUCAAAUCCAAAAGGGAGGGAGUAGCGAUAGAGUGACCUGCUAAUGACGUGCUGACAGCUGGAAGAGCCUGCUGGUGUCGGUGUUAACAUACCUGUGGCCUGAUCUACCUGCUGAUGACAGUCAUGUUCGCUGACUGACGAGAAACAUUUCUGUCCCCUAAUAAGUUAAGCGACGUCUAAUGACUAUAGUGGCGGUGGGGCGCCCAGAAAAGACACCCCAGACGUUUGAUGGUUCUCCCACUCCCACGCUAGUGGCUGUUUGAUCAGCUCCCAGAACUAACGGGCACCACAGGGGACCAUGUCUCUGCUGCUGACCUCAUGCACCAUGGGCAAGCAGCCCGACAGGCUGCUCAACAAGGGACCUGGAUACCUCAGAACUCGGACCAACAUGGGCAUGUUUGCCCAGAACCGUAAGAGCGCCGUAGAGCUGCUGGCAGCCAGCAAGUCCCAGUUCUACACCAUCAAGGGCUCAGUCCCGCUGGACAAGCACCAGGACCUGGCGGUCACUCACGGACAGAACCAAAGGUUCAGCAUCAAAGGUAAACAGAGAGAGCCCUCACGCUCCAAGUCUGAGUUUGACCUGAGUAAAAUCCAGCUGUACAAGACUGAGGAGGAGAGUGAUGAGAACAACAAUGACACUAGCACAGACUCCAUUGUCCUCACUGAGUCUGUAGACACCAGUCCACACCCGGGGGACAGACUUGCUGCAGGGAACAAUGGCCAGCCUACUCAAGCUCAUAGAGACAGUUUGAGCAAAGAGGUGCCACUCAGCCUUGUGAAACAAGAGUCAUCUGUGCCUAGUGAUGCUCACCCAAGCCCCUCUGUGCAGGAAACAACCCUCCCUGUGUUUGCUGAGAAACUAACCGUUUCUCUUGAGUCUGAAGGCAGAAGUACUCAGGUCAAAAACACACCUGAACCUGUCGGGAAAAAGCCAGUUCCGUUACCCAGGAAAGCUAGAGAAAAACCAAUUCCUCCUCCCCGACCACGCUUACCUAAAACACCUGAGGCUGAAGCCCCUAAUGAUAACACUUUCAUUCAAAGGCAAGUUUUUUCAGAACCAUCUUCGUGCACCUGGGGCAACAAUUCACCAGAAGUUAGCAAUGGUUUAAUUACUGACACACCAAAGUUAAAAAACAAGCUACCAGUAACUGAUGCAACUGUUAACAAAAAACUGUCCCGAGUAGAGACCCUCACCCAGAGGUUUGCCACUCUCUCAGAGCCCAGCACAGUUGUGGCUGAGGAGAAAAUAUCCAGACCAAAGACACCAGUACAGCUGUCUGACAAGUGCACUUACACAGCCACACCAGUCUUCAUCAAGUCUAACCUCCCUCAAAGUUUUGAGGCCAGGCCAGUUUUCAUUUCACAGUCAGGUAUAUGCCUCAAAAAUAGCAGCCAGCUAGAGUCCUCUUCUGAAGGCUUGCUUUUUAAAGGAAGGCAACAAUGUUCAGAUUUUACAGAUUCUUUUAAAAGUGCAAAGAAAGAGGGCUUAACUUUAACUAAAAAAGAUAGUAUAGAGUCUGAAACAAAAAGCAGUUCACCAGUUUGUAAAUCAGAAAUGUCCAUUGAGAGCGCUGAUCAAGCUGUGUACAACUCAGAGAUCAACGCUUGCCCAUCCGCAUCCAUGGAAGCUGAGCUGGUGCCAGGGGAAGAGGAGGAAGCCAGAGAAAUCACCAGAGCCACCUCGUCUUUGAGUGGGUUGAUGGAUCCGCAGGACUUGUCCCCACUGUCUCUCUCCCCCACCCCCUAUUGCUCCUCUGUACCUCGCUCCCACUCAGACAUUAGCUGCAGGCUGGAAGGCCAGCACUCACGGGACAGCUCAAUUGUUUCAAGCCACAGCAGACUUUCCAGGGCCAGUGCUGGGGCAGAUCUGGAGAACUUCUUUAACCAGAUGGGCCUGGAGAAGGGCCUUCUUGAGCCCAUCAGUAGACUGAAGGAGCUCCAGACCAGCGAGGUGUUUGACAGCAUGAGUUCGUUAGAUUCCCAUGAUGCAGCUAGCAUCUGUAGCACGUAUUCCAGGAGUGAUCAGGAGUGGAGUGAAACACAGUCCAUGGAGCGCAGUCAUCAGCAGACCUCUAUUAUAGAGAGGAAUGCCAGAAUCAUCAAGUGGCUAUGUAAUGUCAGGAAGGCAAAGAAUCCUGCCCAGAAAGCUGAUAGUUCUGCUAGUAAGGAUUAAACAUACCAAAGAUUUAAUACUUCUUAAUGCAUUCAGGUGCACAUUUUAUAAUGGGAUUCUAAAAUGAUUAACUUGAGCAUUUCAUGACAUGUCUUGUUCACCUUAUAAAGAGCUUCUUGUUUAUGUACAAUAUUGUGAUAAGUAACACUGUUUUGUCAGAUUGAUGACCAUUGGUUAUAUGCUAACUUCUGUUACUCUCAUUUGGAUAUAAAUAGUGCCUAAUAUAUGUAUAAUUAAAAGGUUUUAAGAACCAGGAGCUUUUUUGAAAUACAUUACCAAGCAUCCUUAAGGGAACAAUAUUUUGGCAGCCUAACAAUGGUUUAUGCAGUAAUGACCAAUUUUUUUUACUGACUUAUUUAAUUUUCAUUGUAUUCCGAUAUUUGUUUUAAAAAGACAAAUUUCUCAAUCUGUAUUAUCGAUGUAGCAUACAGUAUCCAUUUGUUUUCUUUUCCAUCUCCACAAACGUUACCAGCUUUUGCAUUUUCAACUUCAAAGAAAAAUGUUUUUAGGAGGAAAUACAUUUUUACACUGAUAAGUUAAAUACUGGAUUACCUUUUCAUGUAAAAUAACUUUUUAAAGAUAUUCAGACAAAAAUAUUUUAGAAUUAGAUAGUGAUAUAAAUUAAGUAUCAAACAUAACACAUCCAAUUCUAGCCUAAUUUUAGGUUUUCUCUAAAUUAUUCUUGUAAAAAGAAUUGACUAUUUGUAUCUAUGUCCAAAUACCUAGUUAAUAUUUUAUAGUAAAAGUAGUAUUCAGCCCCUUUUCUCCUUAGGGAAAGCACAUGUAAAAAAAAACUGACUGUUGCACAAAUGUAUAUUUAUUAGAAUAGGAUUUAUUCAUGUCUUUAUUCAAUCAAGAUUUUUUAAAAUAUUAACUAGAUGAUGACAAAAAUUUAUUAAUAUUACUAGUUAGAUUUUCUUUCUGUUUAGUUAUAUUUAAAAGAAGAAACGUGUGUACUAUUUUAUAAUUGUCUUUGUGUGAAAACGUGCCUAUCUUUGCUAAAGCAAUCAGUUUAUUGCCUCUUUCUGCCCUGAUCAGCUGAUACUUGUUUACAACUUUCAUUCCUUAUAACCACACUCUGUUGGAGUUUCUACCUUUUAUUUGAAAUGUGCAGCUACUGCAACAAUCAAUACUGGAGAGUAUUUAAAAAUAGAUAGUUUAAUUCUAGCCUUAAAAUGAUUCUUUUACAUUUCUGUGAAAAUGAGUUGAAAGUCAUUUUAAUAUAAUUUUAUCUCACUUGUUUAUAUAUAUAUAUAUAUGUUAUAAGCAUUAGUUUGUAAAUUGUUUAUACAGACAUUAUAGAAAGCAUUAGUCUAUAGAAUUUCUUUAGUGUUGUACUACAGAUCUUCCAUAGGCAUUACUUGUGUUAAUAAAUUAAAUUUUUUAAUACAUCAGCAUGAAUAAAGAGCUGAAUCAGCAGUUUUCAUACCUUCAUACUCUAAAUAAAAGAGCUAAUUAUUCUUCAUGAAAUUUUGAAUAUUCUAUCAAUCAGUAUACAAAGGAGAAUACUUAUGCUAGACUUGAUCAAUUAGACCUAUAUUCUAUAAUGCUGUAUUUUACCACUGCAUUUAGAUUUUUAGUAGUCUGUAUAUUAUACAGAAUGCCAUAUCUGUGGACCAGUGAAGCUUUUAUUAGCUCAAGUUUUUUAUUGUGAUAGUUCUCUUAGUGAUCUCUAUUUAAAUGUUUACAUUUAUAAUUAAAUUAAUGCUGCAGUACUGUCCUUGAAAUGUCAGUUGUUAUGUUAGUUAUCUCAGUUGUAUACAACUUUUGGGGAAAACAAACAAUUGUAUUUAUUUAAAAUAGAAAAUUGGAUUUCUGUGUUGUGUUUUCUAUAUGGUUUAUGUUUUAAAGGUCGAGCCUACACAAGAUGUAAAGAGAUUUAAUUUCAUAUUAUUUACUAACCUCUGAAAUCUAUAGAUCUAAUCACUAUUGACUGGAUAGUCUAAUUAUUUUUAACUACUGCCAUCAGUUUGUCUUGGAACAUCACCUCGGAAUAGAAAAUGAACUAUUUGUAUUCUUAUGUUGCUUAUUCCUGUUUAUUAAAAAACCUGCUGUCCAAGCACAUGUUUAGUCAUAUCUAGAUAACACAAAAUAGUAUCUAUAGCUUAUUUAGUGAAUUCACAAAACAUUCAUUAAAUAUCUGAUGUCUAUGUUAACUAGGAAGCUAUAGAAAGCUAAAGCAAACAAAGGAAAUAAAUAAUGCAGCAGUAUCCCUAGAUUUUGCUCAAUGGUAUAGAGUAAAAAUAUAUAAAUACAAAAAAAAUCUAUUGGGUGUUGAAAAUUAGGGCUCACUGUCAUACUUUUUAAAACUAGUUUUGGUUAAUUAAUCUUGUAAAAGGAAAAAAGUUAUAUGGGUAAUUAUUUAAGGGAAAACAUAUGGUAAUCUGGAAUGUUAUAUUAGCUUAACAAGAAUGUUUCUUUCAAUGUAAAGUUGUUUUUUUUGUUAGUUAUAAUUUAUAACUAGUGUUCUGUUCUUGAUGUGUUUAGCAAAUGAUUGUAUUUUGUGCCAAAUGAAGGUUUGAGUAACUUACUUGAUAAAUAUCAUGAUUUCAUUUGUAAUCAUGUAAUAUUUCUCAUACUGUUUUGUACAUGCAAACAUCUUCAUAUGCAUUUUAAAUUUGGUUUUUGAAUGCAAUAUAAAUUUCUCAAAAAAGUUUGAUAUGUCUUUCAUUAUUAUAAUUGCCAUUUGAUCAGUUUGUGAGAAGCUUUUUUUAAAUAAUCAUUGUACAUAGUUUGUUUUAUAAUAAUCAAAUCUUUUCAUUGUAAUCAAUGGAUAUCCAUAACCCAUUUAUUGUAUUUGUCUGUAGGAUUUAAGUAUUCUUAGUGAAUCUUAUUGUUAUAUAAAACAGGGGCCAAUUUAGCUAGUAUAGUUGGUAUAUUCAAUGUUGUUAAGUUAUAAAGUUAAUUUAUUUAAUUAAAACUUUUUGUUAAAUAAAAAUAAAAGUGCAAGCCAAAUAAAGAUUAUGCAAUUAUU